Messenger RNA from Hibiscus syriacus, 1245 nucleotides. RefSeq names its product transcription factor MYB16-like. NCBI's taxonomy places the organism in Eukaryota, Viridiplantae, Streptophyta, Magnoliopsida, Malvales, Malvaceae. The coding region runs from base 23 to 1171 and encodes 382 amino acids. The record is from RefSeq and is a predicted model, not a curated record. The transcript has 3 exons.
AUAAGCUUACCUCUCGCGAUCCAUGCAUGGCCUUCAUCAAACCAGGCUUAGAAUCAAGCUCAUCUCAGUCUCGAUCGCCUUCCACUCAUCGGGUUUUUUGAUAAUGGGUCGCUCUACUUCAUGCCAUGAAAAGGAAGGGUUGAAAAGAGGGCCCUGGACUGCUGAAGAAGACCAAAAGCUCACCGCUUAUAUUCAACAACAUGGCCAUGGAAACUGGAGCUCCUUGCCUGAGAAAGCCGGGUUAAAGCGAUGUGGUAAGAGUUGUAGGUUGAGAUGGAUUAACUAUCUACGACCUGAUAUCAAGAGAGGAAAGUUUAGUUUACAGGAAGAACAAACCAUUAUUCAGCUCCAUGCUUUUCUUGGCAACAGAUGGUCGGCUAUAGCUGUUCAUUUGCCGAAGAGAACUGAUAAUGAGAUCAAGAACCACUGGAACACUCAUCUAAAGAAGAGGCUAAUCAAGAUGGGGAUCGAUCCUGUGACCCACAAGCCUCGGGUCGAUGCACUCGGCUCGUUUGGACAUGGAUGUCACGAUGCGAAUUUAAACCAUAUGGCUCAGUGGGAAAGGGCUCGCCUCGAAGCGGAAGCGAGAGCUGCAGUUAGCCGUGAUUCGUCGAAUAAACAGGCCUUGCCGAAUCUCGGCCGAAUCCAACCGAAGUUUCACCCCGGGACUGAUCCUCUACCUAUAAGCACGCCGAGACCAAAGUGUCUCGAUGUGCUCAAAGCGUGGGAAGGUAUGGUUACCGGCAUGUUUAACUUCCCUAACCGAGACAACAUUGACUCUCCAACCUCGAUGUCGAACUCCUCAAGUGCUCCGAUUCAAAUUCCGAUCGGUGAAACCGUCGUAGAUUGCAAUGCCACCGAUCAUUUAUAUACAUACAAUGAAUUGGUUUACAUGGAUGAAUGGAAACGUACUAAUCAAAUGCAAGAACUAGAAGACUGGAAGGAUGAGUCUACAUCGUCGACAAUGGCAUUAACACAAGAUCAGGUGACGACGUACGCAACCGAAAACACGUGGUUUACCGAUAACAUAGCGGCUGCUGCUGCAGAUUUUAAGGAGGACUCAUCAGAAUCAGAUGCUUUGAUUGGUAUUCCAGUUUCAUUUUCAUCGAAGGAAGUUGAAGCAUCAAAUGGAAGCUGCCCAAUAGCCGAUAGUGUCUGGAUGUUAGAGUAAUGUAUCACCAUUUUGUAAUAUUGUGCAGUACAAUGAUCAUUUUGUUUUGUCAAUCACCGCGAAUCGACAGAGUU